UGGGCUGUUUUCCUGAGAGUUGGAGCUGGAGUGAGACAAAGCAUCGGGAGGAAGCCGCGCUGGGCGCCGGGCAGCAGGCGCUAUGGGGCUCCUGUCCUGCCUCCUGCUGUGGAAACUUGUGCUACUGCAGAGCUGUGCACCUCUCCCGUCCGCAGGGCCCCCGCGGACCCCCGCGGCCGGCGGCAGCUUGGUGGUGUCCGAGGAGGCGGUGAGCGGGGCGGCGGGUGCCCCGGCGCUGCUGCGCUGCCAGAGCCCGCGCAUGGUGUGGACGCGGGACCGGCUGCGGGACCGGCAGCGCGUGGUGCACUGGGACGUGCGCGGGGCCGGCGGCGCCGCGCGCCUGCUGGACAUGGACUCGGCGGGCGAGCAGCGCGUGUACCGCGCCCGCGACCUCGGCCGGCUGCUGCUGGCGCCCUCCGCCUUCCUCGACGGCAACUUCUCGCUGCUCAUCCGCGCGGUGGAGGACAGCGACGCGGGGCUGUACACCUGCAACCUGCACCACCACUACUGCCACCUGGACGAGAGGCUGGCCAUCCGCCUGGACGUCACGGACGACCCCCGCGAGGCGCACGCGCACUGGGACGGCGAGAGGGAGGUGCUGCGGGCCGCCCGCGGCGCGCCGGCCCUGCUGCGCUGCGUGAACCGCGCGCCCGUGUGGACCGACCGGCACCUGGAGGAGGCGCAGCAGGUGGUGCACUGGGACCGGCAGCCGCCCGGGGUGCCGCACGACCGCGCCGACCGCCUGCUGGACCUGUACGCGUCCGGGGAGCGCCGCGCCUACGGGCCGCCGGGGCUGCGCGGGCGGGCGGCCGUGCGCGCCGACGCCUUCGCGCGCGGGGACUUCUCGCUGCGCAUCGCCGCGCUGGAGCCGGCCGACGCGGGCACCUACUCCUGCCACCUGCACCACCACUACUGCGGCCUGCACGAGCGCCGCGUCUUCCACCUGCGCGUGCGCGAGCCGCCCGCGGGGCCGCCGCCCGACCCCGGCCACGGCUCGGGCGCAGGCCCGGGCCCGGACCCCACCCUGGCGCGGGGCCGCAGCGUCAUCCACGUCGUCGUCCCCGAGGGCCGGGCCCACUUCUUCCAGCAGCUGGGCUACGUGCUGGCCACACUGCUGCUCUUCAUCCUGCUGCUCAUCACCGCGGUCCUGGUCACGCGCCAGCGCCGGCGCGGGGGCUGUGAACACACAGACAAGCGUUCAGGAAAGGCAGAGAGGAAGGACGUGAAGGUGGCAGAGCUGUCUGUGUCACCCUACAGGACUGAGGAAAUCCAGCUAGAUUACAAAAACAACAUCUUGAAGGAGAGGGCAGAGCUGGCUCACAGUCCCCUGUCUACCAAGAAUAUCGACUUGGACAAAGAGCUCAGAAAGGAGUACUGCAAAUAAAGCGACCCUGGCUACUGGCUGGACCAGCAGCCCUGCCUCCAAGGAUGCCUGCCCACCCUCCAGAGGCCCUCCCUGGUCCCUCCCAGCGGCUGGUCCCGCUUGUCCUGGAGCUGGGCCUCGAUUGGUAGGGCUGUUGUCUACACUUAGUUCUUUCAGGAGCCAUCUUCGUCUUCCAGAGCAACUGUGGGCUCCCUCGGACUCUGCCACAGCGUGGCUCCUGCCUUUGGGGUCACACUUUCCCAACCAUGGCCCUGCCCCAGUUCUGGCACAGCCCAAGCUGUCAUCCUGAUGAUGUCCAGGAAGCAGCCCUUAGGCCCUCCAGAUCUCUGCUCCCUAGAGGCAGGAAGCCACUCAGAGGGUCAGGCAGGACUGGAAUCCUAGACUCAGUCCCAGUCCCCACCUCCCUUCUGCUGGGGGACCCCAGGGGCUGUCCACUAUGCGUAAGCCAGAGGCAGGACCAGCUGCCCUCUGUCCUGUGCACUGGGGAUGCAUAGGUCUUCCUAGGCGGCAGCGGCGGCCUUUCCCUUUCUCUGCUUUUAGCACCUUUUCAGCAAAUUUUCCUGGAGCUUUCCCCACACUCACUGAACUAACUCUACCUGAUUUUUGGCCCUGACUCCUCCUAUCCCUGGAUGGAACCAUUUGGCCACACAGAUUUGGCUGAGGAGGUGGGAGGUGCUCUGGAAGUUCUUGGUGGCCAGUGUCUGUGCUGCCGCCCAUAUGAUGGGCAGUCCACACUUGCUCCUGUUGGGAGAACUGACACAUCACAAUAAAGGACAUACCUGGUUGUAUA
Molecule: messenger RNA, 2174 nt
Organism: Dipodomys spectabilis (banner-tailed kangaroo rat)
Lineage: Eukaryota; Metazoa; Chordata; Mammalia; Rodentia; Heteromyidae
Gene: Mxra8
Product: matrix remodeling associated 8
Biological process (GO): cell adhesion; establishment of glial blood-brain barrier
Cellular component (GO): membrane; cell surface
Source: RefSeq, a predicted model, not a curated record